GGGACCCCCCUCCCACUAUCACUGGAAUAAGAGCCAAGAGCUCCGCGGGGAAGACGCCCACAGCAGGCGUUGUGUCCAUCCGGGUGGACCGGCCGCUUGCACUCUCCUGCAACUCAAGCCUCCAGAGAGGCAUCAUGGGCUUCGGGAAGUCCUCCCCCUUCUUGGCUUUCAGCAUCUUGGUCCUGUGCCAGGCAGGCGGCCUCCAGGCAGCACCAUUCAGGUCGGCCUUGGAGAGCCUCCCGGACCUCGACCCUGCUGCACUCAGUGAGAAGGAAGGGCGCCUCCUACUGGCUGCACUGCUGCAGGCUUAUGUAGAGAGGAAGACCAAUGAGCUGGAGCAGGAGGAGCAGGAGACAGAGGACUCCAGUGUCACCGCCCAGAAAAGAGCCUGCAACACUUCUACCUGUGUAACCCAUCGGCUGGCAGACUUGCUGAGCAGAUCUGGAGGCGUGGUGAAGAGCGACUUUGUGCCCACCAAUGUGGGCUCCGAUGCCUUUGGUCGUCGCCGUAGAGACCUUCAGGCCUGAGAUGCUAACCUACUCCAGGAAGGUUACCAUGAAGCUGAACUCACCACUUCUAUUAAUUUCUGUUGACAACAACUUGGUGAGAAGGCCCCAUGGAAGACAUACAUGUUUGCAUCCUAAUAGAUAACAAAAACCAAACACAUAAAAAACAACCCCCAAACCCACCCUUGUCAAUCAAAAGGAAUGAAAUUGAAUGCAAAACGAGCUAAUUCCAUAUUUGUUGUGCAUCCUUUUUAUAUUUGAUUCUAUGUGCAGUAAACGUGAUAGUGUCUCUCAUCAGCUUAUCUGGUAGCAAACUGGUCCUUUGAGAGAGCUAUCCUGUUGACCAUGGCAGCUUUGCCAAACCGCAGGGGGACGUGACAUCACUGCCUCUUGUGGCCUCUGCGGUGAUGCUAUGC
Messenger RNA from Phyllostomus hastatus (greater spear-nosed bat), 922 nucleotides. RefSeq names its product calcitonin gene-related peptide 2-like. The transcript is spliced from 5 exons. The coding region runs from base 135 to 527 and encodes 130 amino acids. The record is from RefSeq and is a predicted model, not a curated record. Gene Ontology annotation, molecular function: hormone activity; calcitonin receptor binding. NCBI's taxonomy places the organism in Eukaryota, Metazoa, Chordata, Mammalia, Chiroptera, Phyllostomidae. Gene Ontology annotation, cellular component: extracellular region.